Messenger RNA from Zingiber officinale, 1130 nucleotides. RefSeq lists its product as uncharacterized. The record is from RefSeq and is a predicted model, not a curated record. NCBI's taxonomy places the organism in Eukaryota, Viridiplantae, Streptophyta, Magnoliopsida, Zingiberales, Zingiberaceae. The transcript has 2 exons. Bases 22 to 780 code for a protein of 252 amino acids.
GGCCCGUUCCAUUUAAGAAAAAUGACUCUUUUAAUAUUUUUUUUAAAAAAAAUAUUCUAUAAUAAAAAUAAAAAUAAAGAACGUUUUUUUUCCAACAAGAUUACACGUUUUUUCUUCACGAACACAUUGUACACUUGUCCUAACACUCACGCGAAAUUAACAGCGGCCUCGUGUCUCGGCGAUGGGGUGGGACCCAUUUUCACCCUUCAAAGUCGGCGGGGGCAGCGACCAGUGGUUCGGAAGAGAAGGGGCAAUCAGAGGCGUAACCGGAGCGGGCGGUGCGGCGGCGGCGGCGGACGACGGACGGAGAUGGCGUCGAAGGCGGCGAGAACUCCUCCUGCUGUUCCUUCGGCCGGCAGUACUCGACGGCGAGCGCCGCCGGCGCGGCUCCCCCUUCGGCCAAGCACUGGUACGCCUUCCUUUCCAUGUUCUUCCUUAUGGCUUGGAUCACCAUCGGUAUCAAACCCUCCAUCAAGAUUCAAAAGUGACAAGACCUCGUCUAAUUUUCUGCUAGCUAUACCGAUCGCUGAAGAACAACUGGGAAUUUAUAGGGAGGCGUGGGCGUGGAAAAAGACUGGUAAUCCGUGGGCUGUCGUCGUGGAAUUGGAUGCAAGAUUAUUCUUCGAUAUCUAUCGCUCAGAAAUCUUUAAUCGAAGAAAUCCCAACACUUUUGUGCCCGACGUUUUUGACCGAAUUCAGUCACCAAAGUCAAAAGGCUGCAUGUUUGAUGUAUAUAUCCGCAGGAUGAGUUGCCCAGGAAGGCCGGACUGUCUGGUAUGAUCGAGUGCCCAAGCUAGCUAAGUGCAAGCUGGCCGAGUGUCGAGAUGGAUUGAAUUGCUGAGUGGCUAAGCUUCGAGUCCGAGUGGAAAUCUGGACUAAGUUUUAGGGAGGCCUAUCUUUUCUUGAAACAAAUUCGUCAAUUCGGACAGUGCUUUGAAGUUAUAUUGAACAACUAUUUUCUAAGAUGCAACGGUAAAAUCAUGAUCACAAUCAAGCACCGAUUUUCAUGGCAAAUGAAAUUGUAUUCAACUGUUAUCACAGAUUCACAGGGAAGUGAAAAGAAUUCCCGAGCGGAUCUCUUUGUACACUACUAAGAAUAAUACUCUUUAAGGGCUCAUAUAGUAUAAUUU